Pimephales promelas (fathead minnow) is the source of this 11821-nucleotide messenger RNA. Lineage: Eukaryota; Metazoa; Chordata; Actinopteri; Cypriniformes; Leuciscidae. The record is from RefSeq and is a predicted model, not a curated record.
UCUGAUUGAAAGAUGGGGGAUGCUGUGAUGGCAGAGUUCGGGCCAGCCGCCCCGUUCUUACGAAAGUCAGACAGGGAGCGUCUGGAGGCCCAAACUCGCCCCUUCGACAUGAAGAAGGAAUGCUUUGUGCCCGACCCUGAGGUUGAGUUCGUCAAAGCCUCCAUCACCAGUAGAGACGGUGACAAAGUCACUGUUGACACUGAAUUCGGGAAGACAGUUACUGUGAAGGAGGUUGAUGUUCACCCCCAGAACCCGCCAAAGUUCGAUAAAAUUGAGGACAUGGCGAUGUUCACCUUCCUGCACGAGCCCGCAGUGCUGUUUAACCUCAAAGAGCGUUACGCAGCCUGGAUGAUCUACACCUACUCUGGGCUCUUCUGUGUCACUGUGAACCCCUACAAGUGGCUGCCAGUGUACAACCAGGAAGUUGUGAAUGCAUAUAGAGGAAAGAAACGAACUGAGGCCCCUCCACACAUCUUCUCCAUCUCAGACAAUGCCUACCAGUACAUGCUGUCAGACAGAGAAAACCAGUCUGUCCUGAUCACUGGAGAAUCUGGUGCUGGAAAGACUGUGAACACUAAAAGAGUAAUCCAGUACUUUGCGAGCAUUGCAGCAGCAACAACCGGCAAGAAGGAUCAAUCAAUGGAGAAAAAGGGUACUCUGGAGGAUCAAAUCAUCCAGUGUAAUCCUGCUCUGGAGGCUUUCGGUAACGCCAAGACCAUCAGAAAUGACAACUCCUCCAGAUUUGGUAAAUUCAUCCGCAUCCACUUUGGCCACAGUGGAAAGUUAUCUUCUGCUGACAUUGAGACUUAUCUGCUGGAGAAGUCUCGUGUCACUUUUCAGCUCAAGGCUGAGAGAGACUACCACAUCUUCUAUCAGAUUCUGUCCCAGAGAAGACCAGAACUGCUGGAGAUGCUGCUCAUCACCAACAACCCCUAUGAUUACGCCUUCAUCUCCCAAGGAGAAACACAAGUGGCUUCUAUUAAUGACGGUGACGAGCUGAUGGCCACUGAUGAAGCGUUCGAUGUGUUGGGCUUCACCCAUGAGGAAAAGAACAGCAUCUACAAGCUGACUGGUUCUGUCAUGCACUUCGGCAACAUGAAGUUCAAGCAGAAGCAAAGAGAGGAACAGGCCGAGGCUGAUGGGACUGAGGAAGCUGACAAAAUCUCAUAUCUGAUGGGCCUAAAUUCAGCUGACCUGAUCAAGGGUUUGCUCCACCCAAGAGUCAAAGUAGGAAAUGAGUGGGUCACCAAGGGACAGAGUGUCCAGCAGGUGUACUACUCUAUUGGUGCUCUGGCAAAGUCAGUGUAUGAGAAGAUGUUUCUUUGGAUGGUUGUGAGAAUCAACCAAUCCCUGGCCACCAAACAGCCUCGCCAGUACUUCAUUGGUGUGCUGGACAUUGCUGGAUUUGAGAUCUUUGAUUCCAACACCUUUGAGCAGCUGUGCAUCAACUUCACUAAUGAGAAGUUGCAGCAGUUCUUCAACCACCACAUGUUUGUGCUGGAGCAAGAGGAAUACAAGAAGGAGGGCAUUGAGUGGGUUUUUAUUGACUUUGGCAUGGACCUGCAGGCUUGUAUUGAGCUUAUUGAAAAGCCCAUGGGUAUCAUGUCCAUCCUUGAAGAGGAGUGCAUGUUUCCCAAAGCCAGUGAUGCAACGUUUAAAGCUAAGCUUUAUGACAAUCAUAUGGGGAAAACUCCAAACUUCCAGAAGCCUAGGAUUGUCAAGGGUAAACCAGAGGCUCAUUUUGCCCUCGUUCACUAUGCUGGUACUGUGGACUACAACAUUGCAAACUGGCUGGUAAAGAACAAAGACCCUCUCAAUGAGACGGUUGUAGGGUUUUUCCAGAAGUCAACUCUUAAGCUGUUGUCCAUUCUGUUUGCUAAUUACGCUACUGAUGACUCAGCUACAGAUUCUGGAGGAAAGGCUGCCAAAGGCAGCAAAAAGAAGGGUUCUUCCUUCCAGACGGUGUCAGCCCUUCAUAGGGAGAACUUGAACAAGCUGAUGACCAACUUGAGGUCAACUCACCCUCACUUUGUGCGCUGCCUCAUCCCCAAUGAGACCAAGACUCCUGGGGCGAUGGAGAAUCCUCUGGUCAUGCACCAGCUGCGCUGUAACGGUGUGCUGGAGGGCAUCAGGAUCUGCAGGAAGGGAUUCCCCAACAGGGUCCUGUAUGGAGAUUUCAAACAACGAUACCGCAUCCUAAAUCCUGCUGCUAUCCCUGAGGGACAGUUCAUUGAUAACAAGAAGGGUUCAGAAAAACUUCUGGGCUCUCUGGACAUCGAUCACAACCAGUACAAGUUAGGGCAUACUAAGGUGUUUUUUAAGGCUGGUCUUUUGGGAACUCUUGAAGAAAUGCGAGAUGACCGUCUUGCACUUAUUAUAACUGGAAUUCAGUCCAUGUCUCGUGGUUUUCUAUCAAGAGAUGAGUUCAAGAAAAUUGUGGAAAGAAGAGACUCUCUGUUGGUGAUUCAGUGGAACGUACGUGCUUUCAUGGGUGUCAAGAAUUGGCCCUGGAUGAAGCUCUACUUUAAGAUCAAGCCUCUGUUGAAAAGUGCAGAGACUGAGAAAGAAAUGGCCAACAUGAAGGAGGAAUUCACCAAGUUGAAGGAAGCUUAUGCCAAAUCUGAAGCCCGCAGAAAGGAGCUUGAGGAAAAGAUGGUUUCUCUUAUCCAAGAGAAGAACGACCUGCAGCUAUUAGCACAGUCUGAGCAAGAUAAUCUUGUAGAUGCUGAGGAGAGAUGUGAGGGUCUGAUCAAGAGCAAGAUCCAGCUUGAGGCCAAAGUCAAAGAAAUGACUGAGAGACUGGAGGAUGAAGAUGAAAUGAAUGCUGAGCUGACUGCAAAGAAACGAAAGCUGGAGGAUGAAUGCUCUGAGCUCAAGAAGGACAUUGAUGAUCUUGAACUCACUCUGGCCAAAGUGGAGAAAGAGAAACAUGCCACUGAGAAUAAGGUUAAAAACAUGAUAGAAGAGAUGGCAGCUUUGGAUGAAAUCAUCGCUAAGCUGACCAAGGAGAAGAAAGCUCUUCAGGAGGCCCAUCAGCAAACGCUGGAUGACCUCCAGAGUGAGGAAGACAAAGUCAACACACUCACCAAAGCCAAAGCCAAGCUGGAGCAACAAGUGGAUGAUCUUGAAGGUUCUUUAGAACAAGAAAAGAAAAUCCGCAUGGAUCUUGAGAGAGCUAAAAGAAAGCUUGAGGGGGACUUGAAGUUGACUCAAGAGAAUGUGAUGGAUUUGGAAAAUGACAAGCAGCAGACGGAGGAGCGGCUAAAGAAAAAAGACUUUGAAAUAAGCCAGCUCAACAGCAAGAUUGAAGACGGACAAGCUUUGGAGUCCCAACUCCAGAAAAAACUGAAAGAGUUGCAGGCCCGAAUUGAAGAGCUUGAGGAAGAGCUGGAGGCUGAGAGAGCUGCUCGCGCCAAAGUUGAGAAACAGAGAGCUGAUCUGUCCAGAGAAUUGGAGGAGAUCAGUGAGAGGUUAGAGGAGGCUGGUGGAGCCACUGUUUCUCAGAUUGAGAUGAACAAGAAACGUGAAGCUGAGUUCCAGAAACUGCGCAGAGACCUUGAAGAGUCCACUCUGCAACAUGAGUCCACUGCGGCUACACUGAGGAAGAAACACGCAGACAGUGUGGCUGAUCUGGGGGAGCAGAUUGACAACCUCCAGAGAGUGAAGCAGAAGCUGGAGAAAGAGAAGAGUGAACUCAAACUGGAACUGGACGAUGUGGUCUCCAGCAUGGAGCAGCUUGCAAAGGCAAAGACAAACCUGGAGAAAAUGUGCAGGACUCUGGAAGACCAGAUGAGUGAGUACAGAACCAAGGCUGAGGAAGGUCAGCGCACAAUCAAUGAUUUUGCAUUGCAAAAAUCCAAGCUGCAAACUGAAAAUGGUGAACUUGCCAGACAGUUUGAGGAGAAAAACUCCCUGGUGACUCAGUUAACCAGAGGCAAACAAUCCAACACUCAGCAAAUUGAAGACCUCAAGAGACAGCUCGAAGAAGAAGUCAAGGCUAAGAAUGCCCUGGCCCAUGCAGUUCAGUCUGCUCGUCAUGAUGCUGAUCUGUUGAGGGAGCAAUAUGAGGAGGAGCAAGAAGCCAAGGCUGAGCUACAGCGUGGUAUGUCCAAGGCAAACUCUGAAGUGGCUCAGUGGAGAACCAAGUAUGAAACUGAUGCCAUCCAGAGGACUGAGGAGCUGGAGGAAGCAAAGAAAAAGCUGACUCAGCGUCUGCAAGAUGCAGAAGAAGCUGUGGAAGCUGUCAAUGCUAAAUGCUCCUCUCUAGAGAAGACCAAGCACAGGCUGCAGAAUGAGAUUGAAGAUCUCAUGGUGGAUGUGGAGAGAUCCAAUGCUGCUGCUGCUGCUCUGGACAAGAAGCAAAGAAACUUUGAUAAAGUCCUGGCUGAGUGGAAGCAGAAGUAUGAGGAGUCCCAAACGGAACUGGAAAGUGCCCAAAAGGAAGCUAGAUCUCUGAGCACUGAACUCUUUAAAUUGAAAAACUCGUAUGAGGAGUCAUUGGACCACCUGGAGUGCAUGAAGAGAGAAAACAAGAAUCUCCAAGAGGAAAUUUCUGACCUCACUGAGCAACUUGGUGAGAGUGGGAAGAAUAUUCAUGAGCUGGAGAAACUACGAAAACAACUGGAGCAGGAGAAACAAGAGAUACAAACUGCUCUCGAAGAGGCUGAGGGUUCCCUUGAACACGAGGAAGGCAAGAUACUUAGAGCUCAGCUGGAGUUCAAUCAGGUCAAAGCUGAUAUUGAACGUAAGCUGACAGAGAAAGAUGAAGAGAUGGAGCAAACCAAGAGGAACUUGCAGAGAAUGGUGGAUACCCUGCAAAGCUCACUGGAAUCAGAGACUCGCAGCAGGAAUGAAGCUCUCAGACUGAAGAAGAAGAUGGAGGGAGACCUCAAUGAGAUGGAGAUUCAGCUCAGCCAGGCUAACAGACAGGCAUCAGAAGCCCAGAAGCAACUCAAGGGUCUUCAUGGACAUCUCAAAGAUGCCCAACUGCAACAAGAUGAAGCUCUUCGUAGUAAUGAUGAUCUCAAAGAGAACAUUGCCAUUGUGGAGAGACGCAACAAUCUGCAGCAGGCUGAACUGGAUGAGCUGAGAUCCCUGGUGGAACAAACUGAGAGAGGAAGGAAACUGGCUGAGCAGGAACUGCUGGAUGUCAGUGAGAGAGUUCAGCUCCUACAUUCUCAGAACACCAGCCUGCUGAAUCAGAAGAAGAAGCUGGAGGGGGAUAAUACUCAGCUUCAGACUGAGGUUGAGGAGGCAGUGCAGGAGAACAGGAAUGCCGAGGAAAAAGCCAAGAAGGCCAUCACUGAUGCUGCCAUGAUGGCAGAGGAGCUGAAGAAGGAGCAGGACACCAGUGCUCAUCUGGAGCGCAUGAAGAAGAACAUGGAGCAGACCAUCAAGGACCUGCAGCACCGUCUGGAUGAGGCUGAGCAGAUCGCCAUGAAGGGAGGCAAGAAGCAGGUCCAGAAACUGGAGGCCAGGGUGAGAGAGCUGGAAAGUGAGGUGGAGAUAGAACAGAGAAAGGCCAGUGACUCCAUCAAGGGGAUUCGUAAAUAUGAGAGACGUAUCAAGGAGCUCACCUACCAGACUGAGGAAGACCGUAAGAAUCUGGCUCGCCUGCAGGAUCUGGUGGACAAACUCCAGCUGAAGGUCAAAUCCUACAAGAGAUCUGUUGAGGAUGCGGAAGAACAAGCUAAUGCCAAUCUGGGCAAGUUCCGUAAGAUACAGCAUGAGCUGGAUGAGGCAGAGGAGAGGGCGGAUAUUGCUGAAUCUCAGGUCAACAAGCUGAGAGCCAAGAGCCGUGAUACUGGAUCCAAGAUGGUGGAUGUGAUGUCAGAAUUCGGGCCAGCCGCCCCGUUCUUACGAAAGUCAGACAAGGAGCGUCUGGAGGCCCAAACUCGCCCCUUCGACAUGAAGAAAGAAUGCUUUGUGCCCGACCCUGCGGUUGAGUUCGUCAAAGCCUCCAUCACCAGUAGAGACGGUGACAAAGUCACUGUUGACACUGAAUUCGGGAAGACAGUCACUGUGAAGGAGAUUGAUGUUCACCCCCAGAAUCCACCAAAGUUCGAUAAAAUUGAGGACAUGGUGAUGUUCACCUUCCUGCACGAGCCCGCAGUGCUGUUUAACCUCAAAGAGCGUUACGCAGCCUGGAUGAUCUACACCUACUCUGGGCUCUUCUGUGUCACUGUGAACCCCUACAAGUUUUUGCCAGUGUACAACCAGGAAGUUGUGAAUGCAUAUAGAGGAAAGAAACGAAAUGAGGCCCCUCCACACAUCUUCUCCAUCUCAGACAAUGCCUACCAGUACAUGCUGUCAGACAGAGAAAACCAGUCCGUCCUGAUCACUGGAGAAUCCGGUGCUGGAAAGACUGUGAACACUAAAAAAGUAAUCCAGUACUUUGCAAGCAUUGCAGCAGCAUCAACUGGCAAGAAGGAUCCAUCAAUGGAGAAAAAGGGUACUCUGGAGGAUCAAAUCAUCCAGUGUAAUCCUGCUCUGGAGGCUUUCGGUAACGCCAAGACCAUCAGAAAUGACAACUCCUCCAGAUUUGGUAAAUUUAUCCGUAUCCACUUUGGCCACAGUGGAAAGUUAGCUUCUGCUGACAUUGAGACUUAUCUGCUGGAGAAGUCUCGUGUCACUUUUCAGCUCAAAGCUGAGAGAGACUACCACAUCUUCUAUCAGAUUCUGUCCCAGAGAAGACCAGAACUGCUGGAGAUGCUGCUCAUCACCAACAACCCCUAUGACUACGCCUUCAUCUCCCAAGGAGAAACACAAGUGGCAUCUAUUGAUGAUGGUGACGAGCUUCAAGCCACUGAUGAAGCGUUCGAUGUGUUGGGCUUCACCCAGGAAGAGCAGAACAGCAUCUACAAGCUGACUGGAUCCGUCAUGCACUUUGGCAACAUGAAGUUCAAACAGAAGCAAAGAGAGGAACAGGCCGAGGCUGAUGGGACUGAGGAAGCUGACAAAAUCUCAUAUCUGAUGGGCCUAAAUUCAGCUGACCUGAUCAAGGGUUUGCUCCACCCAAGAGUCAAAGUAGGAAAUGAGUGGGUCACCAAGGGACAGAGUGUCCAGCAGGUGUACUACUCUAUUGGUGCUCUGGCAAAGUCAGUGUAUGAGAAGAUGUUCCUCUGGAUGGUUGUGAGAAUCAACCAAUCACUGGAAACCAAACAGCCUCGCCAGUACUUCAUUGGUGUGCUGGACAUUGCUGGAUUUGAGAUCUUUGAUGUAAGCUGAAAUCACCUGAUUAUGUUUAUUCACAAAAAAAUUCAACAAGAAGUGCAACCUGUUUGACCAUUGUGAUUAUACGUUAUAUUCCAUCUGCAGUCCAACACCUUUGAGCAGCUGUGCAUCAAUUUCACUAAUGAGAAGUUGCAGCAGUUCUUCAACCACCACAUGUUUGUGCUGGAGCAAGAGGAAUACAAGAAGGAGGGCAUUGAUUGGGUGUUUAUUGACUUUGGCAUGGACCUGCAGGCUUGCAUUGAGCUUAUUGAGAAGCCCAUGGGUAUCAUGUCCAUCCUUGAAGAGGAGUGCAUGUUCCCCAAAGCCAGUGAUGCUACAUUUAAAGCUAAGCUUUAUGACAAUCACUUGGGGAAAAAUCCAAACUUCCAGAAGCCCAGGAUUGUCAAGGGUAAACCAGAGGCUCAUUUUGCCCUCGUUCACUAUGCUGGUACUGUGGACUACAACAUUGCAAACUGGCUGGUGAAGAACAAAGACCCGCUCAAUGAGACGGUUGUAGGGUUUUUCCAGAAGUCAACUCUUAAGCUGUUGAGUGUUCUGUUUGCUAAUUUUGCUACUGAUGACUCAGCUGCGGACUCUGGAGGAAAGGCUGCCAAAGGCAGCAAAAAGAAGGGUUCUUCCUUCCAGACGGUGUCAGCCCUUCAUAGGGAGAACUUGAACAAGCUGAUGACCAACUUGAGGUCAACUCACCCUCACUUUGUGCGCUGCCUCAUCCCCAAUGAGAGCAAGACUCCUGGGGCGAUGGAGAAUCCUCUGGUCAUGCACCAGCUGCGCUGUAACGGUGUGCUGGAGGGCAUCAGGAUCUGCAGGAAGGGAUUCCCCAACAGGAUCCUGUAUGGAGAUUUCAAACAACGAUACCGCAUCCUAAAUCCUGCUGCUAUCCCUGAGGGACAGUUCAUUGAUAACAAGAAGGGUGCAGAAAAACUUCUGGGCUCCCUGGACAUCGAUCACGAACAGUACAAGUUAGGGCAUACUAAGGUCUUUUUUAAGGCUGGUCUUCUGGGUGGUCUUGAAGAGAUGCGAGAUGACCGUCUUGCACUUAUUAUAACUGGAAUUCAGUCCAUGUCUCGUGGUUUUCUAUCAAGAGAGGAGUUCCAGAAAAUUGUGGAAAGAAGAGAUUCUCUGCUGGUGAUCCAGUGGAACGUACGUGCUUUCAUGGGUGUCAAGAAUUGGCCCUGGAUGAAGCUCUACUUCAAGAUCAAGCCUCUGUUGAAAAGUGCAGAGUCCGAGAAAGAAAUGGCCAACAUGAAGGAGGAAUUCACCAAGUUGAAGGAAGCUUUUGCCAAAUCUGAAGCCCGCAGAAAGGAGCUUGAAGAAAAGAUGGUUUCUCUUAUCCAAGAGAAGAACGACCUGCAGCUUUUAGCACAGUCUGAGCAAGAUAAUCUUACAGAUGCUGAGGAGAGAUGUGAGGGUCUGAUCAAGAGCAAGAUCCAGCUUGAGGCCAAAGUCAAAGAAAUGACUGAGAGACUGGAGGAUGAAGAUGAAAUGAAUGCUGAGCUGACUGCAAAGAAACGAAAGCUGGAGGAUGAAUGCUCUGAGCUCAAGAAGGACAUUGAUGAUCUUGAGCUCACUCUGGCCAAAGUGGAGAAAGAGAAACAUGCCACUGAGAACAAGGUUAAAAACAUGAUAGAAGAGAUGGCAGCUUUGGAUGAAAUCAUCGCUAAGCUGACCAAGGAGAAGAAAGCUCUUCAGGAGGCCCAUCAGCAAACGCUGGAUGACCUCCAGAGUGAGGAAGACAAAGUCAAUACACUCACCAAAGCCAAAGCCAAGCUGGAGCAACAAGUGGAUGAUCUUGAAGGUUCUCUGGAACAAGAAAAGAAAAUCCGCAUGGAUCUUGAGAGAGCUAAAAGAAAGCUUGAGGGGGACUUGAAGUUGACUCAAGAGAAUGUGAUGGAUUUGGAAAAUGAUAAGCAGCAGAUAGAGGAGCGACUAAAGAAAAAAGACUUUGAAAUAAGCCAGCUCAAUAGCAAGAUGGAAGAUGGACAAGCUUUGGAGUCCCAACUCCAGAAAAAACUGAAAGAGUUGCAGGCCAGAAUUGAAGAGCUUGAGGAAGAGCUGGAGGCUGAGAGAGCUGCUCGCGCCAAAGUUGAGAAACAGAGAGCUGAUCUGUCCAGAGAACUGGAGGAGAUCAGUGAGAGGUUGGAGGAGGCUGGUGGAGCCACUGUUGCCCAGAUUGAGAUGAACAAGAAACGUGAAGCUGAGUUCCAGAAACUGCGCAGAGACCUUGAAGAGGCCACUCUGCAACAUGAGGCGACUGCGGCUACACUGAGGAAGAAACAUGCUGACAGUGUGGCUGAUCUGGGGGAGCAGAUUGACAACCUCCAGAGAGUGAAGCAGAAGCUGGAGAAAGAGAAGAGUGAACUCAGACUGGAACUGGACGAUGUGGUCUCCAAUAUGGAGCAGCUUGCCAAGGCAAAGACAAACCUGGAGAAAAUGUGCAGGACUCUGGAAGACCAGAUGAGUGAGUACAGAGCCAAGGCUGAGGAAGGUCAGCGCACAAUCAAUGAUUUCACCAUGCAAAAAGCCAAGCUGCAAACUGAGAAUGGUGAACUUGCCAGACAGUUUGAGGAGAAAGACUCCCUGGUGACUCAGUUAACCAGAGGCAAACAAUCCAACACUCAGCAAAUUGAAGACCUCAAGAGACAGCUCGAAGAAGAAGUCAAGGCUAAGAAUGCCCUGGCCCAUGCAGUUCAGUCUGCUCGUCAUGAUGCUGAUCUGCUGAGGGAGCAAUAUGAGGAGGAGCAAGAAGCCAAGGCUGAGCUACAGCGUGGUAUGUCCAAGGCAAACACUGAAGUGGCUCAGUGGAGAACCAAGUAUGAAACUGAUGCCAUCCAGAGGACUGAGGAGCUGGAGGAAGCCAAGAAAAAGCUGACUCAGCGUCUGCAAGAUGCAGAAGAAGCUGUGGAAGCUGUCAAUGCUAAAUGCUCCUCUCUAGAGAAGACCAAGCACAGGCUGCAGAAUGAGAUUGAAGAUCUCAUGGUGGAUGUGGAGAGAUCCAAUGCUGCUGCUGCUGCUCUGGACAAGAAGCAAAGAAACUUUGAUAAAGUCCUGGCUGAGUGGAAGCAGAAGUAUGAGGAGUCCCAAACGGAACUGGAAAGUGCCCAAAAAGAAGCUAGAUCUCUGAGCACUGAACUCUUUAAAUUGAAAAACUCGUAUGAGGAGUCAUUGGACCACCUGGAGUGCAUGAAGAGAGAAAACAAGAAUCUCCAAGAGGAAAUUUCUGACCUCACUGAGCAACUUGGUGAGAGUGGGAAGAAUAUUCAUGAGCUGGAGAAACUACGAAAACAACUUGAGCAGGAGAAACAAGAGAUACAAACUGCUCUCGAAGAGGCUGAGGGUUCCCUUGAACAUGAGGAAGGCAAGAUACUUAGAGCUCAGCUUGAGUUCAAUCAGGUCAAAGCUGAUAUUGAACGUAAGCUGACGGAGAAAGAUGAAGAGAUGGAGCAGGCCAAGAGGAACCAGCAGAGAGUGGUGGAUACCCUGCAAAGCUCACUGGAAUCAGAGACUCGCAGCAGGAAUGAAGCUCUCAGACUGAAGAAGAAGAUGGAGGGAGACCUCAAUGAGAUGGAGAUUCAGCUCAGCCAGGCAAACAGACAGGCAUCAGAAGCCCAGAAGCAACUCAAGGGUCUUCAUGGACAUCUCAAAGAUGCCCAACUGCAACUAGAUGACGCUCUUCGUAGUAAUGAUGAUCUCAAAGAGAACAUCGCCAUUGUGGAGAGACGCAACAAUCUGCAGCAGGCUGAACUGGAUGAGCUGAGAUCCCUGGUGGAACAAACUGAGAGAGGAAGGAAACUGGCUGAGCAGGAACUGCUGGAUGUCAGUGAGAGAGUUCAGCUCCUGCAUUCUCAGAACACCAGCCUGCUGAAUCAAAAGAAGAAGCUGGAGGGGGAUAAUACUCAGCUUCAGACUGAGGUUGAGGAGGCAGUGCAGGAGAACAGGAAUGCCGAGGAAAAAGCCAAGAAGGCCAUUACUGAUGCUGCCAUGAUGGCAGAAGAGCUGAAGAAGGAGCAGGACACCAGUGCUCAUCUGGAGCGCAUGAAGAAGAACAUGGAGCAGACCAUCAAGGACCUGCAGCACCGUCUGGAUGAGGCUGAGCAGAUCGCCAUGAAGGGGGGCAAGAAGCAGGUCCAGAAACUGGAGGCCAGAGUGAGAGAACUGGAAAGUGAGGUGGAGAUAGAACAGAGAAAGGCCAGUGACUCCAUCAAGGGGAUUCGUAAAUAUGAGAGACGCAUCAAGGAGCUCACCUACCAGACUGAGGAAGACCGAAAGAAUCUGGCUCGUUUGCAGGAUCUGGUGGACAAACUCCAGCUGAAGGUCAAGUCCUACAAGAGAUCUGCUGAGGUGGCGGAAGAACAAUCCAAUGCUAAUCUGGGCAAGUUCCGUAAGAUACAGCAUGAGCUGGAUGAGGCAGAGGAGAGGGCGGAUAUUGCUGAAUCUCAGGUCAACAAGCUUAGAGCCAAGACUCGUGAUACUGGAUCCAAUAAAAAGGGGGCUGAUGAAGAGUGAAAAUAAUAGAUGGGUCUCUUCAAACAUUGAUUGCUGUGACAAUCUCUUCUGUAGCUCUGUAGAAUAAACCAAACAUGAAAAUGAA